UCGUAUUUUGGCGAUCUCUCUCUCUCUAUAUCUAUAUUUAUAGCGAAAUCACAUGGUAUAUGAUUGAUUUCACUUACAAAUCUAAAACCCACGAAAUCAUUCUGAAAUUUGAUCAUAUAUCCUUCUCGAAUUUUCUAGAUCCAGUUUGUCUUUCUCCAUUUCAAGAAUGUUUAACGGAAUGAUGGAUCCGGAAUUGAUCAGGAUGGCUCAAGAGCAGAUGAGCCGGAUGUCGCCCUCCGAAUUCGCCAGGAUUCAAGAGCAGAUGACAUCUAAUCCUGACUUGAUGAGGAUGGCUUCUGAAGGCAUGAAAAACAUGAGGCCCGAAGACUUGAGAAUGGCUGCAGAGCAACUUAAGAAUACUCGUCCAGAGGAGAUGGCUGAGAUUGGUGAGAAGAUGGCCAAUGCAUCCCCUGAAGAAAUAGCUGCGAUGCGCUCGCGUUUGGGGGGUCAAGUUACUUAUGAAAUAAAUGGGGCUGAGAUCCUUAAGAAACAGGGAAAUGAACUUCACAGUCAGGGAAAGUAUGAUGAAGCAUUGAAGAAAUAUUCACGAGCAAAGACAAAUGUAAAAGACAUACCAUCCUCCAAAGCCAGAAACUUGUUGUUGGCAUGCUCCCUUAACAUGAUGUCAUGCUACUUGAAAACUAGACAAUUUGACGAAUGCAUUAAAGAAGGGUCUGAGGUAUUGGGAUAUGAUGUGAAUAAUGUCAAAGCACUCUAUCGAAGGGGUCAAGCUUAUAAGGAAUUACAACAACUAGAAGAUGCUGUCUCUGAUCUAAAUAAAGCCCAUGAAGUCACUCCAGAGGAUGAAACGAUUGCAGAAGUUUUAAGGGAUGCCAAGGAAAAGUUAUCAACACAACCUAGUCGUCGUCCCUCUGGAGGGUUAGUUAUUGAGGAAAUAGUGGAGGAGGAGCAGAAUGAGUUGCCUAAAAAUCAUGAAAAUUCUAACAGGGAAGAUAAUAAGAGGCAGUCUGUAAGCAGCAGCCAGACUCCAUCAAAUAGUGCAGAGUACUUGCAGACUUUGAAUAACCCUGAGUCAAUUAGAUCUUUCCAGAGCUUCAUGUCUCAAGCGAACCCAGAGACUUUGUCUGCUUUAGGUGGGCAAGCGGAAGGAAUAUCUCCUGAAAUGAUUAAAACAGCUUCUAAUAUGAUGAGCAAGAUGUCUCCUGAAGAACUCCAAAGAAUGGUUCAAUUAGCUUCUUCAUUUCAAGGCGAGAAUCCUUACCUUAAGAAGAAUGGAUCUUCAAACCCUAGUACUGGCUUCAGAUCUGGUGGGUCCAUGCCCACUCCUGAUAUGAAUCCUGAAAUGAUCAAAAUGGCAAGUGAUAUGGUGGGUAAUAUGUCUGUAGAGGAACGACAGAAGAUGUUUGAUAUGGCUUCAUCCUUAAGAACCAAGGGCUCAGAUGCUGUACCAGUACCGUCUUUACAUUCCAAUGGGCUUAGAUCAGAAUCUGGAUCAAGAUCUGCUGAAGGUUUUGUUGAAGAAGAAGAGGAGGGAUACCUACAGGCUGGACCUUCAGAGUCCAGAAAUGUUUCCAACUCUGGUUUCUCCAAUCCGUCAACUGAUCUUCAAGACCAAAUGAGAAACCAGAUGAAAGAUCCCGCCAUGCGGCAGAUGUUUUCUUCAAUGAUGAAAAAUAUGAGCCCAGAUAUGAUGGCAAGCAUGAGCGAACAAUUUGGAUAUAAACUUUCAAAGGAGGAUGCUGAAAAGGCACAAAAAGCCAUGUCUUCAUUGUCUCCGGAUGACCUGGAUAAAAUGAUGAAGUGGGCAGAUAGGAUACAAAAAGGAGUCGAGGUGACAAAAAAGACGAAGAAUUGGGUAUUGGGAAAACCGGGGAUGAUAUGUGCCAUACUUAUGCUUCUCUUGGCUGUAGUUCUUCACUUUCUCGGCUAUAUUGGAAAGUAGAAAAUCUGGACAUAGUCUGUUUCUGUAACUUAAAAAGAGUUUAUAUCGAACUAUUAUUCAUUGUUCAUGUUUUCUCUUUCAAUUGAGAGCCAAAGUACACAAAUUAUUUAAUCUUUUGGUUGCAAAUUUAGAG
This is a messenger RNA of Impatiens glandulifera, 2036 nucleotides long. RefSeq names its product outer envelope protein 61-like. The record is from RefSeq and is a predicted model, not a curated record. Gene Ontology annotation, molecular function: protein binding. Bases 167 to 1903 code for a protein of 578 amino acids. NCBI's taxonomy places the organism in Eukaryota, Viridiplantae, Streptophyta, Magnoliopsida, Ericales, Balsaminaceae. The transcript has 11 exons.